UGAACAUGGGAUAUGACAGAGGAGGCGGAAGAGGGAGAGGAGGAGGAGGUUUCCGAGGAAGAGGGGGUGACAGGGGCGGCGGAGGGGGAUACAGAGGCGGUGGUCGAGGGGGCUGGCAAGACAUGGGACCCCCUGAACGAGUGGAAUUCGUCGGAACUUUCAUACACUCGGCUGAAAAUCUGAUGGUGUGCAAAGCAGCAAAUAAUGAAAAAGUGCCAUUUUUCAACGCUAAUAUUUACACAGAAUCAAAACAGCAGCUUGGAAAAAUAGAUGAUGUUUUUGGUCCGACAGCAGAUUGGAUGUUUUCAGUGACACCUGUGGAAAACGUGAAAGCGAAGUCGUUCAACGCAGAAACCAAAUUGUACAUCGAUCCCUAUAAACUGAUGCCAAUUUCAAGAUUCACAAAUCCAGCACCUAGUGGUCCGCGAGGCGGAGUGGGAGGACGAGGUGGAAGAGGAGGCCGCGGAGGAGGGGGUCGUGGACGCGGUGGCGGUGGAGGUUUUGGCGGCCGAGGAGGUGGAGGAAGAGGUUUUGGGGGAGGAGGUCGAGGUUUCGGAGGCGGCGGUGAUCGAGGCGGAGGAAGAGGUUUCGGGGGAGGAGGUCGAGGUUUUGGAGGAGGCGGCGGCGACCGAGGCGGAGGAAGAGGUUUCGGUGGAGGUGGCCGAGGCGGCGACAGAGGCGGGGGAAGAGGUUUUGGGGGAGGCCGAGGCAGAGGCUCCUGAUCCUCGCUUCAGUGCAAAAUCCAAAAACUCUUUAAAAAUCUCUCCUCAUUGUGCAGAUUGUUUUUGUUUUGUUGUAUUGCAUUUUUGUGCUAUGAGUAUAAAAAUGUGUUUCCUAUUUAAAUUGACAAAUUCUGCCUUG
Messenger RNA from Symsagittifera roscoffensis, 861 nucleotides. Its product is annotated as H/ACA ribonucleoprotein complex subunit 1-like. Lineage: Eukaryota; Metazoa; Xenacoelomorpha; Acoela; Convolutidae. The record is from RefSeq and is a predicted model, not a curated record. Gene Ontology annotation, cellular component: box H/ACA snoRNP complex. The transcript has a single exon. Bases 6 to 722 code for a protein of 238 amino acids. Gene Ontology annotation, molecular function: box H/ACA snoRNA binding. Gene Ontology annotation, biological process: snoRNA guided rRNA pseudouridine synthesis; ribosome biogenesis.